Kockovaella imperatae is the source of this 936-nucleotide messenger RNA. RefSeq lists its product as hypothetical. The record is from RefSeq and is a predicted model, not a curated record. The transcript is spliced from 4 exons. Bases 104 to 856 code for a protein of 250 amino acids. Lineage: Eukaryota; Fungi; Basidiomycota; Tremellomycetes; Tremellales; Cuniculitremaceae.
UCGACUAGUCCCCUUCUGACCUUUUUUUUUUGGUCCCUCGACCCAACAUUCCGUCGACAUCACUUCUUCUAACAGACUCAUUGCAACCACCGACACUACAACAAUGAGGUGGUCAGCUGUGAGAAGACCUGGAAUCUUCCUUCCACCCAUCAUCACCCUCGUUCUCUGUACUCUCCUCGUUCCAACCGACCGAUACACCAGACAACGAAUCGACGAAUUGGCAUGCGACGCUGCAACCGAGGCCUCCUCGCUUCCCAAAGUCCACCUGUUCUUGCCCAUCAACAAGGCCAGUGCGGAGAAAAAUGAUCGAUUCUGCAAGGCUAUGGAGAGCGCCAUCGUCAAUGGCUGGGAACCCAUCGUUUACAACUGGGAGCUGAAUGGGGACAGAUCCCACAUGCUCAAGAGCAAGGUGUACGGAUUCUCCAGACUACUGAACUCGUCAGCCGUGACACAACAUAUUGCGGAAGAUGAUCUCGUACUCCUCAUUGACGCUUUGGACGUCUGGCUUCAACUAUCACCGGCUGUGACAGCUAGCCGGUUCCUUGGGUUCGAUUCGGAGAUCGUCGUGGGUGCGGACAAGGUCUGCUAUCCAAAUCCAAAGAACGGGCCCGACUGUGCUGCUGCACCCCCCUCACCUCUACCUGAGGGUCUCUUCUUCACCGAGGACGAUGAGAGCAAGCCAAGGAAUUUUGGACACGCGAGUAGUGAUCGACCGAUACAUGCCAACAGUGGAACGGUCCUUGGCAGAUUUUACAAGAUGAAAGAGCUGUAUGUCAAGCUCAUGGAUCUCAUGGCCAGCGAGAGAUAUAAGGACUACAGGUCUGAUCAAGGUCAGUUGCGAUCAGUCUGCUCUUGAUUGUCCCCGGCACAACCAUUGAUCGUUCUAUUCAGGCGCCUUCAAUAUGCUACUUGGCGACGGCUAUCUCAAGGUCGACC